AUGCUGAGCGCAAAGACUAAGUUCGAAAUUGCCAGGAAUAGAUCCUUCAGUAGCAUAAGAGAAAACCUAAUGUGCUCGUCGGUCAUUUUGAAAAACUCUACCUGUCUCCUAAAAAGCAGCCCCACGUUUGAAAACACCACACAGUUGGACAGCCGGGUCGAAGACCUCCCAGAUGAUGUGGGUUACCCGCAGGAGGACUCACUGAGGGAGAGAAGUGCCAAGGAACUCCACCAGUAUGUGUAUACAGGUGGACUGAACCCCGACGACGAGGUUACCCUUACAUCAAACGAAUGGACACAAGAACACGACGUGAAAAAUGAAUUUAAAAAGGGAAUUCUCUACGACAAAAUUGUUAUGUCUAACGGGGCAUACAACACUUCCAUCGAAACUGUUCACAGUAACUUCCAGAUAAACAAACUAGAGAAUGUAGUUAAUUCGAUAAAAUUCGAGGAAAACACAAGUAUUAAAAUUCCUUCCUAUUUAAGGAACUCUCCCCUCUAUGUCCUCUACCCCGAGUUGGACUACCUGAAUGGUGCAAGAGCAGAGGAUGAGCCGGAAGGAAGAGAAGAUGCAAGGAUUUCAGGACAAGUACAUGAAGAAAUUCCUCUCCAUGCACAAAAAAAAAACCUCAAUAGCUACCUCAGGUACACCCUAAACAACAAUCACAGGACAGGGAGAAACAGAAUGUACGACUACUUUGAGUCGAAUAAAAAAAAUAUGGUGGAGAUUGCCAACCCCAACGACCUGAACCACACACUCCUGUACACAAAGAAGAACACACCGAGAGAGCAAAUAUACAAUUUAUAUAAAAAUAGGUACGUCAGCAACAGGAUCAAUCACACAGAUAAUGAGCUGAGCACACUGAAUACGCUUAAGAGGUUGAAAAUGCCUUUCAUCGAAAAAAACGAAAAGGGAGAAAAUAUUAUCAUCACUUCGGAAGUUAACGCCAAAAGGAGAGUGAACCUUUUACAAAAUUAUGACCAUACUAAAGAGAAAAAUGAAGAAAGCACGAAACAAGGGAGUAUGGGAGGUAAACAAAAUUAUACCGUAUCCCUCAUUGAUGUGUCCUCUAGUGACAAGGCAUCGAUAAAAACAGUCCAUCUCAAUAAUGUAAAAACUGGAGAGGAAAAAAAAAAUAUAUUUCAAUUGAAGAAAAAUACACACAAGGAUGUACAAGUGCAAACAAAUCAAGAAGAUUUUCAGGCAUCUGCUAAAUAUGGUGUGGAUUCUGAUGUUGAGCGUGUCAUGAGCAUACUGGAAGGAAAGAAAAGAAGAAACGCUUCCACCGAAGAUACACAGGUAGCGAAUUCACCUCGAAAAGGAGAAAAAGGGAUGCUCUCCAUUUCUUACUGUGAUGUAGAGGAGAUAGACCAAAGUGGUGAUGACACGCUAAGUCGGAGUGAUGAAAGUGGGGAAGUGGACGGAACGGACGGAAGAGACGAAGCGAAUGAAGAGAUAGAGGAGAAGUUGGAGACACAUACUAACACCAAUGCAGAUGAAAUGGGUUCGAAGAGGGCGCCACCGAAGGCACACCCCGGAAUCACCCAUGUUAUAGAAAAAUACAACCAAUUUUUGCGAACGAGACGAUCCUGUGGGGGACUACAUGGAACCAUAUUAAAAGAGCAGUUAAAUGGUCCCCGUCGGGGUGGCCUGUUUAUGAGGGGAAGAGCCCAUUUGAACGGGGCCAAAGUAUCACCUGCAAGUGAUAACAAUGAGCGUAAAGAACCGAGUGGAUGGGAUGGGAGCCCAACUCGAAGGUAUAAUCCUAUGGAUAAAUUAAUGAUGGGAUGGUAUAGUCCUCUAGCAGGAGGGCGGGCUCCACUCUACCUAACUGGAAACAGGAACAAAACAAUUUUAAUCCCGAAGAUGUACUCUCCUUGGGUUCACAAUACACAGGGAGUGAAAUUUACUAGUUCAUCGUUCAGUGGAUCUAGGAUACGUAGGGACAGCUCUGUGGCUGAGAAUGCUGUUACCUAUGAACCCUCGAUUGGAGGGUUUCUCGAUGUCUACCCCAACGAAUUGAGGAAUUCUGAACUCAAACCAUGCAGACAAGCUGUCUAUAUUAAAAGUAGUAUCCCCCAGGGAGAGAUGGAAAAGUGUCAUACAGAGCGACCUGUUGAGGAAGGAAAAGUUGGAAGCGCACGUGAUGAGGAAUGCGAAAAGGAGAAGAUUACAAAUGAACUGCUACUGAAAAAAUUGUACAUUGAAAAAAAAAGACAGAUGUACGAAAAGAGGAAAUUCGAAAGGGCGAUUUCCAGCAUGAUGAGGAAGAGAGCUGUAUUGGAGGAAAGGGCAAGGGACAAGUACACCGAUUUGGCGAGUUUCCAUGGGAUUGAUCAGGUCAGGCGUGCUGGUCAGGUCAGACACGUUGGUCAGGUUGCUUACGCUGAUGAUGAAUCUUGCAGAAGCACUGAGUGGGAAAGGGAUAUCCUUUUGAGAACCCACAGAUGUGCAAGGAAUCGUGGAAACGCAACUUACAAACUUGCGCAAGGGUUUAAAAUUUGGAAGGAUAGAAACCGGGGGGGUCAAGAGAAGGGCCACGUCAGCAGUUGUAGCAACGUAAAUUUGUACUCGUCAAAUGAAGAGUCGGAUAUUGGGUUGAGAAGGAGAACGCAGAAGGAAGUUCGUAAUUGGAGUGCGCAACCUCGAAACAGAAGAGUGGGUAACCAACUCGCCGAGGGGGAAGAAAGAAACUGGGUUAAGAGCAUCUCAUCGAAAGCAUCCCUCAAGGUAGCGAUAAGGGGAAGAUGCUACGAUAAGCUGACAAAUGAACUGAACAAGAAAGGAAUCUCUCAUAAAUCUAUGCCAAAGUUUUCCCCUCAGUCAUGGAGGGGCAGAGCCCGUGUAUGUGCCGCGGAAGAUAAAAGGCUCAGGUCUCUGUCCUAUAAAAAUAGGUUGUCCAAAUUAAGCGUCCUGGAGAAAAGCAUCCAGCAGUUGAAGGAACACGCAAGGAGGAAUGUUAUCUUUGGAGGAAACGAAAGUUACGAAAAGGGUGAUGGAAAGGUUGAUCAAAGGAGGGAUAUUAUUCGGAGUGAAGUCAACAGGUGUGUGGAGCGUGGUGGUCAUGGAAAGUCGAGCGACGAGGCGGAGGAUGAGUCCAGUGGGGGAAGCACAGACGAAGGGAAAAAACACCUGAUGGAUGAAAAUAAAUACGCAGAAGAUGAAGAAAAAAAUGGAAUAAAAAUUACGUAUAAUUUAGGAAGGAUCGUGAAGAGGGGUAAUGCCAAUUCACAUGAAUGGGUUCAUAAGGAAAAUUCGUUUAUCUCUCCACUAAAUAAAAUGGAAGGACGAAUCGAUGAGAGACAAGAAUACCGUAAUGAAGACCAAAUGGAUGAGCAUAUAUACCAACGGGGGGAUGCACAAACAGAAAACUUUGAAAGGGAAGGAGAUUCGUACCAAACUUUAGAGAGGAAACAAAAAAGACAAACCUCCCCUGCGGAAAAAAAGAACACAAUGGAAAUCAAUUCUUUUGAAGGUGCUGAUUCCCAAAACACAAAGACCAACGAAGUAGACAAUUUAGUGAGAGUAAAAGUAUCAAUAAAGAAAGCCGGUGAAGGAAGAAAGGAACUAGACAAACGGAAUAAUAACGUACAACAGGAUUCCAACCCUAGUAACUAUUUUUUACAUGAGGAUAUUGAGAGAAUGUAUUCCUAUUCCUACAAAGGAAAUGCAAGUAAUGGGUACAUCAAACGCACAGGAUUUGUAGCGAAAGAGAAAGGAAAUUUCAGUGAUACGGAACUGACCAUUAGGAAGAGAAAUUCGGAAAGGAUUACAAAAAAGGGAGAUGAGCCCAAUGACAACCCCGGCAGUCGAACCUUUCUGAGGAAGAACGAAGGACACGGAGGUGGAGACUAUUUAAAGAUCAAGAAAAAAGAGUCGGGAAAUAUGCGAAGCCACUCGCAUUCCAAGUUUUACAACCAGGAAGAGGGAAAAAGGGAGACAUUACCAGGUAUUGAGUUCGCCUCCAAAUGCAACUCACCCCUAUGCAGAAGUCGACCCAUGCAGACGGACAAGUUGCUGGACUUGGAACGUAUCGACCCCAAUAAGUGGAUACAAAAAAUUUUUGGAGAUACGCAUUGA
Molecule: messenger RNA, 4080 nt
Organism: Plasmodium knowlesi strain H
Lineage: Eukaryota; Apicomplexa; Aconoidasida; Haemosporida; Plasmodiidae
Product: conserved Plasmodium protein, unknown function
Exons: 2
Coding region: 1-4080 (1359 amino acids)
Source: RefSeq, a predicted model, not a curated record